AUGGAGAAGACCCUUCUCUGUCUGAUAGUCAUCUGCUUGGGGACAGUGGCUCACAAAACAAGCCCCCAAGCGCCAGAUCGCCUCCUGAUUAGACUUCGUCACCUGAUAUACAUUGCUGAACAGCUGAAAAUUUAUGUGAAUGACUUGGAUCCUGACCUUCUGCCAGCUCCACAAGAUGUAAAGGAGCACUGUGAGCGGUCAGCUUUUGCCUGUUUUCAGAAGGCCAAACUCAAGCCAGCAAGCCCAGGAAACAAAACGCUCAUCAGUGACUUGGUCACUCAGCUGAGGAGGAGGCUGCCCCCCACGAAGGGGAGAAAGCAGAAGAGCACAGCUAAAUGUCCUUCCUGUGAUUCGUAUGAGAAAAAAACACCCAAGGAAUUCCUAGAAAGACUAAAAUGGCUCCUUCAAAAGGGAGAGCGCUCCUGUGUCAAAGAACAGUCUCCAGAAUUUCCUAACUCCAAGGUGUCAAAGCACACAAAAGACAAGGCAACAUGGCUCCCAGAACUGGCGGAGCAGACUUUUGAGAACAUCAACCCUCACUGA
Molecule: messenger RNA, 543 nt
Organism: Chionomys nivalis (European snow vole)
Lineage: Eukaryota; Metazoa; Chordata; Mammalia; Rodentia; Cricetidae
Gene: Il21
Product: interleukin 21
Exons: 5
Coding region: 1-543 (180 amino acids)
Biological process (GO): immune response; positive regulation of natural killer cell mediated cytotoxicity
Cellular component (GO): extracellular region
Molecular function (GO): cytokine receptor binding
Source: RefSeq, a predicted model, not a curated record